This is a messenger RNA of Botrytis cinerea B05.10, 1172 nucleotides long. RefSeq lists its product as hypothetical. The record is from RefSeq and is a predicted model, not a curated record. Gene Ontology annotation, molecular function: actin filament binding. Gene Ontology annotation, cellular component: striated muscle dense body; catalytic step 2 spliceosome; nucleolus. The transcript is spliced from 2 exons. The coding region runs from base 45 to 866 and encodes 273 amino acids. Lineage: Eukaryota; Fungi; Ascomycota; Leotiomycetes; Helotiales; Sclerotiniaceae.
AGCUCUUCAUUCGUAAGUGAAUACCAAAUCUCAACACAAGAACUAUGGUCAAACCAUUGUCCUUCAAAGGUGAUAAGAAAACGAAGAAAAGAAAGCGCGUUGAUACCGCCGAGAAGUUUGGAGACUCGGAAGCGUCAGCCUCCAAAGCAAUUGCAAACCCCCAGGAAGAAGACGCCGCGCCGGAUGAUGAUACCUGGGUGACGGCAGAAGCUGCGGCUGAUGUAGUUGGGCCGGUGGUAUUUGUUUUACCUUCAGAUCCACCAUCAUGCAUAGCCUGCGAUACAAAUGGAAAGGUAUUUGCAAGUGCGCUGGAGAAUAUGAUCGAGAACAAUCCUACCACUGCCGAACCUCACGAUGUAAGACAAGUAUGGGUUGCCAAUAAAGUAGCAGGUACGGAGACUUAUAGUUUCAAAGGUCAUCAUGGAAAGUAUUUGAGUUGCGAUAAAUUCGGAAUUCUAUCAGCCAACACGGAAGCUGUGUCACCCUUGGAAUCUUUCAUAUCGAUCCCAACAGCCGAUACUCCAGGCACAUUUCAGAUACAAACACUGCGAGAUACAUUCUUGACGAUAAAGCCACUUGCAUCUGCAAAGGAGAAUGCUUUACCAGAGAUCCGAGGAGAUGCUGAUUCAAUCAAUUUCAAUACUACUAUACGAAUUAGAAUGCAAGCAAGAUUCAAACCAAAAUUGAAGGCUUCCAAAGAAGAAAGAGCCAGUCAGAAAAUAAGCAGGAAGGAGUUAGAAGACGCCGUGGGCCGAAGACUGGAUGACGAUGAGGUGCGCAAACUCAAGAGAGCAAGGAAAGAAGGCGAUUACCAUGAGGCAUUACUUUUGAUCAAGGUAAAGAACAAGCAUGAUAAGUACAGCUGAGAAGUUAUCAACUAGCAGAGCAUCCAAAUAAAGUCAAUGGGCAAAUUUACGGAAGGCGAUAUGAUAGCUGACAACGGUCAAUACUUUUGAUUCGGCCAAAAAGCAAAUAAUACUAAGUUGCUCCACUGUAGCCAGGAAAUCUACAAUGAGUUUUGGAAUCCGAGAAGUGGAACGAUGCAGCAAUAUACUUAGGGACGGAAUGAGAGUUAGGAAUUCUCGAUCAAAUUAUCGAAAUUCGAUAGAUCAUGUGAUAGCAAUAAUUUAAUAUCAAAUCUCUUCCCUUGGCUGUGAAAAUAUCAGAUGUCA